Messenger RNA from Lytechinus variegatus (green sea urchin), 4963 nucleotides. Its product is annotated as fatty acid-binding protein, heart-like. The transcript has 4 exons. NCBI's taxonomy places the organism in Eukaryota, Metazoa, Echinodermata, Echinoidea, Temnopleuroida, Toxopneustidae. The record is from RefSeq and is a predicted model, not a curated record. Bases 143 to 562 code for a protein of 139 amino acids. Gene Ontology annotation, biological process: fatty acid transport. Gene Ontology annotation, cellular component: cytosol; nucleus. Gene Ontology annotation, molecular function: fatty acid binding.
UCAGUGCGGAUGAUGCAUGCAUCGAACGGCAUCCAUAUCUCUACGACGGUCGACGGCAUCCUAUCAAUUAUCAAUCUUCAGCCUAUAAAGUUCAGGGCUCAUUCAUCGUCUGCUAGGGAACAUAAAUUUUAACUGCUCAAAUAUGGCAUCACCGGAAUUCGCUGGAAAGUACAUACUCGCUGAAAGCAAAAAUUUUGAUGAAUUCAUGGGGGCUCUCGGAGUGAAUUAUUUUCUGCGAAAGAUUGGCAACAAAGUGACGCCAGAACUGACUAUUGAGAACAAGGAUGAUCAUUACAGCUUGACAUCUGUAUCAACAUUCAAGACCACAAAGCUUGAAUUUGACGUUGGCAAGGAGUUUGAAACCACCACCCCAGAUGGAAGAAAGGUCAAGUCAACAGUGACGUUGGAUGAUGGCAAGCUGAUACAGAAAGAAUCUACCAUUGGAGCAGAAGGAGAUGGCAAGGAUUGUACUUAUAUCAGGGAGCUAGAUGCAAACAAAGAUCUAAAAGUGACAUGCAUUUUGGGAAACAUUGAAUGUAUUCGUCUCUACAAGAGAAUGUAAAAAUCAGUGAAGAAUGGUGACAUACAUUCCUUUACACCAUAUCUCCUGAGGACUAUGUCUGCCCUAGCUUGGACAAUGGCUGCCUUUUGGUCUUCUACAGUAGCAAUUUAAUUGCCUCUUCAAAUGCUUCAUAAAACAAAUAAUUGAAAUCAGGAAUACUACAUGGAGAUAAUUCAUUCUUGCCAAUUCUGAUUUUUUUUAAAUUCCUGCCAGAUUAGAUGUACAUUACUUCAAAUGUGAAAAGUUGUGACUUUAUAUGCACAUGUAUAUUAUGUUUUGUGAGGACCUAAAUGGAGAUCACUCUUUUGAAAUUUUUACUUGUUAAUUUUUUUGCUAUUUACAUUGCAACUGACAUCUAAGAAAAUUGAAGAUGAUUAACAUUUAUUGAAAUAUUGUCUAACCUGGCCAUUUUUGUAAUUUUGUGUAAAACUUUCUGAGUUAUUAACGGAGUUAGUAUACUGUGCGUUUUUAUCAGGUAGACUUGAUUUUUAAUUGAUAUUCUGAAAUCUUUAAAUGACAAUCAUGAUCAAAGCACUAAAUAAGGAGAUGAGUUUAUGUUAUAUUGUUUGAGUUCAAAGUAAUAUUCACUGAUAGUCUGUUAGCAAUUUAUAUCAAAUGUCCUUGACAUUGUACUUGAGUCGGCUUAUUAUCAUGUUUGCUAAAUUUAGCAGACCUUUCUUGAUAAAUCUGACCUAUUUUGAAGUAUGCCACUGAUGCAAUUGAUUACUAAUUCAAACAUAACCAUGAAAUAGUAGUUGAUGAAAAUUGAUAAUGGGAUAAUCUAUAGAAGAAAAUAAACUUGGGUUCAUAUUUGUCACACUCAUGCGAUGGAAAAUGCAUAAUCGAGCAGGGAUUAUAACUAUUAAAAAAAACAGCAUUAAACAUUAGACAAUCUUACAGCUUGUUUUAAUAGUGGUUUAUGAGACACAGGUUGUUAAAAGAAAUUAGUUUGCUUUAGUUUUGAUUACUAAUUUAAUCAAUUAUGGCAAAUCAUUAAAAAUCUUCUACUUUUAAAAGUAGACCAGUGACUCAGUUGCAAAAGAAAAAGUGAAACUGGUUAGGAAUUAGACCAAGUGGCUGUAAAUCGAUGAAAAGAGAAGACAUUCCAAGUAGGCUUGAUUUGGGGGCCAGCACAGAAUUGAAGUUCAUGUAUUAUCAUUUUUUGAAAGUUUUCUGAAGAAAAUCUCAGAAAAAUCAUACAGAUUUUACUGAUUCAAACCCAUUUGCACAGCUAUUUGUGCAUUUAAGCAGUAUAAUCAGUGAUCUUCAUUUGAGUUUUCACAUUUGAUACUGUGGUUUAUCUGAUGACCCAUUGAUUGCAAAAUAAACACACUAGUAUCAUCUUUGUAUUGUAUUCCUUGUUUGUAGUCAAUGCUAAGGCUAAAAAAUUACCUUUCAAAGUGAGGACUUUGACUCGUUGAUAAUGAGAUCAGUUGAUAAUCAGUAAUUAAACAGGAAGAAGGCUGUUCGUUUGGGUCAAGUGUCAAUAAACUUUUUUGUAUUAAAGACUGUAACUCAUGUACGAGACAUGUAUUUAAGAUAACAAUUCGAAAAUUGUUUUCUAUUCAGUUGAUUUAGCAACAUUUGCUUUGUUUUUCUCUGCAAGAAUUAGUUUUUAUGUAAUAAUAAUAGGAUUUUUAUGGCACACACAUCCACCUUGUUAGGUGCUCAAGGCGCUCCUAUAUUACCCUGGCUAUUAAAGCUAGUCUACUGAUUUCAGUGCUCACAGCUUUCUGAGGAAUUAUUUCCUGCCGGUACCCAUUUACCUCACCUGGGUUGAGUGCAGCACAAUGUGGGUAGAUUUCUUGCCGAAGGAAAACACACCAUGGCUUGAAAUCGAACCCAUGUCCCUCAGAUUGGAAGACGAUAGUCUUAACCACUAGACCAUUACCUAAAUACAUCCGUUCAUAUACUUAAAUUCAUGUACAUGUACUUAUAAAUGAAUCAGUUAAACUUGCAACAUAUUGAAAUAAGUAGUGAUGAGUAUGCAAUUGACAAAAUAAGGGGGAGGGGUACCACACUUUGGGUAUUUCGGGAGAUUGCCCUCGUAUUCUGUAUGUAUGUAUUCGAUCAAAUUUGUGUUCUUUAGUGUGUAUAAUUUAUGGUAAACAUAUAUACAUGCAUAUUCAUGUAGUGUCUGUUGAAAUCCAUACAUGAGCAUUUGAAAGAGGUUUUAAUACACGGAGGUUGUAUUUUGUUCUAAAUUAAAUUCUGCCCAAUUGUCAAGUCAGAUACCUGCAAGUUAGGAUUCAUAUUGUAAUUGAAUCAAAUUUAGGUAUAUGGAUUAUGUAUUUUUCAUCUUUCCACCGGAUGGGGGGGGGGAUGGAGGGGGUCUAGCUCUGUCUUUACAGGUAAUUACCUUUAGGGAUUUCAUUUUUUUUUGUGCAAGCCUGUAUCUGCAUUUAAAGAUAAUUGGAAGUACAUGUAGUUGCAGUCAGUAACAAGUGUGUAAAACCAAGAUCAAUGUACCUGUAUCCUCAUCUAGAUCUACAUGUAGAUCUGUUACAGAUACAUAAACUGGACUUUGUGAAAUCCUAAUUAAGUAUGUGUGGUACUGGUACAGUGUAUUAUUACUUUGGAAAUACCUGUUAUUUGAUUCAUAUCCAAUGCUUAGUUUGCUAAAAAUUUCACAGCAGUUACAUGAUUUCUUCUAGAAAAAUAUUUCAUAUCCAGAACAUUUUUUUUUAUUUAUAAAUGCAAAAGACUCUUGGGUAGUCAUUGUACAAGGUAUUGUACGGACCUAUGUUGAAAUCGUUAGAACAACUGUUUAUCUUAUGGUUAUACAUGAACACAAAAUUAUAAUAGCUUAGCAUAUUUUAAAUGUGACAGGUACACUGUGUGUUUACCACAAUACACCUGCAUAGGUUAAGGAAAAUUCUGAGCACUCUUUGUGUUAAAGACAGUUCAAAGGUCUUUUUUUAUUAUUAUUUUAAAUGAUUCUGUAAAAUGAUGCGAAAAAGUAAGAAAUUUAUUUUCUCAGGGAGAUCAAAAUAUUCUACAUUUCCACUGUCUUAAUAAUAUUUAUGAUUGUAUCUUGUGAAAUGAUAUGUAUAAUUCAUUCCCAUUAGUUGGUGCUGCCAAAUACUAGCCAAACAACUGCAAUUAGCAAACAUAAAUGAGAAUUUGUGUAGAAAUACCAUUUUGAUAGCCAACAUACAUGUAGUUGCAAUAUUUAGUACAAAGUAAUUGUAAAUCUUUUAUACAAGUGAAAUCUUUGCAUUUUGUAUUUUAGAUGCAGUUUUAAUGUUUUUGUGAUGUGUAGAGUAUAUGGAGCUUUUGUUUUGCAUGAUUGAUUCUUCUAAUGUUCUAUUCUUAAAAUUGGUGAUUGAACUAUCUGUGCAUGUGUCAUGUGUCAACUCUGGUGUCCUGUAAUCCUUACGACUGUUUUCAUAGUGAAUCAUUGUGUUGAAAACAACAGCAUGACAUUAGAGGAUUGGUCACAUGAUACUUUUUUCAGUAUGUCUACCCUAGUAUUUCCUGUCCUGUGAUAAAACAAUUAUUUACAGAAAGGACAGACUAAUACCAGAUUAAAAAGAAAGGGUUACAAUUCUUGAUAGAAGCAUUCAUUCUCCAUACAAAAGCUCCUAUAACAUGAAGUAUGUUAUAAUCAUUUUGAAAAUGAUAGCCCAAUAUAAAAGCUUUGAAAAUAACCAAAAUGUAAGAUGAUUAUAAAGCUGAUGAUUUCAUAUUAGCCUCAAAAGUGCAUAAAGUAAGACUUAUUUUUUAGCAGCGUAGUUAUACUCUUUUCAGUCAUCUGACAUUCAUAGUUAGCAGAGUUCAUUAUUUGGCCAUGAAGCUCAAAUACUAGUAUUUGAGAAAGCAAUAGGGUUCAAAAUUAGUGUAAGACUUAUUUUUUAGCAGCGUAGUUAUACUCUUUUCAGUCAUCUGACAUUCAUAGUUAGCAUAGUUCAUUUUUUUGGCCAUGAAGCUCAAAUACUAGUAUUUGAGAAAGCAAUAGGGUUCAAAAUUAGUGGUUUAGAGAUUGAAGUCGAUACAACUAGUAUUAUAGUUGAAAGUUGCACAAGAAUACAUGUAGUUUGCAUUCCAUCCACUAGCUUAACCCACAGUGCUUCCAGCCAAUGGUUCUUGUGAAAAUUACCAAAAAUGAAAAAAAAGGCUUUGAUUUGUGUUUAAUCAUAUCUUUAAUAUUUGUUUUCCAAUAUAUUAUGCACUAUGUAUUAUGAUCAAAGUGUGUUUCUUGCCAAUGAAUAAACCAAUCUUGUCAAUUAUAUGUGAUUCAAUAUACCGCAAUGCACCUGUUGGAUCAAUUAUACAUGCAAUAAUUGUCCUUUUUAAUUUCCUGCUCGAAGUAUUAGUAUGGGUAUAACAAAAUCUUGUGCAGAUCAUUGGAUGUCAUUUUUAUUAGGACAAUGUUAGAAUAAAAGCAUUGAAAAUCCUGAA